Molecule: messenger RNA, 2593 nt
Organism: Stegastes partitus (bicolor damselfish)
Lineage: Eukaryota; Metazoa; Chordata; Actinopteri; Pomacentridae
Gene: ube2j2
Product: ubiquitin-conjugating enzyme E2, J2 (UBC6 homolog, yeast)
Exons: 7
Coding region: 153-938 (261 amino acids)
Source: RefSeq, a predicted model, not a curated record
AGAAACGCGGAAGCGUAAUGUUUCCUCCUGCUGGCGAUAGCUAAAGCUACGUUGGUGUCAUCGUCUUAUCGGUUUGGGGUUUGACAACAGAAACAACACCCUUAUUUCGUGUCCAGCCACGAAUACCUAUUUCCACUGGGGUCUCUGGAGAGAUGAACAACAACGGGAAUAAGAGAGCUCCAACUACAGCCACUCAGCGACUUAAGCAGGAUUACCUCAGGAUAAAGAAAGACCCUGUGCCUUACAUCUGUGCAGAACCUCUCCCCUCCAACAUCCUAGAAUGGCACUAUGUAGUCAGAGGUCCUGAGAAAACUCCAUAUGAAGGAGGAUAUUAUCAUGGAAAGCUCAUAUUUCCACGGGAGUUUCCUUUUAAACCACCAAGUAUCUAUAUGAUAACACCAAACGGGAGAUUUAAGUGUAACACAAGGUUAUGUUUGUCCAUCACAGACUUCCAUCCGGAUACAUGGAACCCUGCGUGGUCCGUGUCUACGAUCCUCACAGGUUUGCUCAGCUUCAUGGUGGAAAAAGGGCCGACCCUUGGCAGCAUUGAAACUUCUGACUACACAAAAAGACAGCUGUCAGCCCAAAGCCUGGCCUUCAACCUCAAAGACAAAGUGUUCUGCGAGCUGUUUCCUGAUGUAGUCGACGAGAUGAAGCAGAAGCAAAAGGCCCAGGAGGAAUUAAGCGCCCGUACUCAGCCCCUCCCCUUACCCGAUGUGGUGCCUGACGGCGACCCUCAACACGCCCACUAUGGCCUCCCAGCCCUGAACGGAGGUCCUGUCCCCCUGGGGCGAGCCAACCCCGCUCCAGGCCUGCAGCAGGCCAAUCGCAACCAUGGACUUCUAGGAGGGGCUCUAGCCAAUUUGUUUGUGAUCGUAGGCUUUGCGGCGUUUGCCUACACGGUCAAGUACGUGCUGAGGAGCAUAGCCCAGGAGUGAGAGGAGCCGGUGUGGUAGGGCAACGCUCUCCCCCCCACCCGGUGAGCCAGCUAGUGGACUCCACAUUCUACAAAUACACUACGUGGGGGAGGGAUGUUCAGUCCUGGGUUAAACCCCUCCACGACCACCACCACACCUACCACCACCAUGGACUUUGGAAGACAGAAACUCAAAGACCACCCACCCAGGAAGGACUGAGAGGAGGAGAAGGAGGAGGAGGAGGUGGGGUGGUGGACGGGAGUGGAUGUAGGGCUGGGGGAUUGGAGGGGUUUAUUAAAACGGUUGUGAUCCAAUCUUCAGUGCUUCAGUGAUUUAUAUCAGUCGUAGGAGCAAACUUGGCUCAUGGGUUGUGGAAAAGUGUAGAACUGUGGGCUGCAGAUAAGUCAGAGUUUGUUGCAUCAUAACAAUGGAGCUGUCACAUCAGAAAUGUACUUUCCUGAGAAAGCAACAUUGUUCUCCUGCAGUAACAAUAAUAUUACAAUGUUUCCAUGAGAGAGCUUCAGGUUUCAUAAUCUGCAACUGCCGGUCAACAAAACUGUUUAGUUUUCUAAUUUCACAGGUGGCACUACGUGCUGUGCGGGGGCAUGUGUAUGAACAUCUAGAAAGGGGAAAAGAUAUUUUUCCAGAUUAAAUGGAGCACAAGUUGAAGCUCAUAGGAAAGCGCUCUUAAAUCAACAAACAUUUCUGACAUGAUUGAUGACCUCUGUAACAUCUGGAAGCUCUUUGGUAAUCAGUGUCAAACAGGAAGCCGAUGUACAACAGCAAUACUAAGGUGCACACAAAAGUGAAGAUUAGUACACAACUACGUGGCACAAAUUCUGCCUCAUUUAAUUGUCAGUACUGCUUUAUCUCAUUGGUGGGGUCUAUUUUCUGCAUCAGUGCACGCAGCUGAUGAUGAUGCGCCAGUAAUCUGCCUACAACAGAGCACUGAUAGGUGUAUUAAUAUCUGUUUUUCUCUUUAUAUAGAAAUACAAAAAAAAACACAAAUUAGAUAUAUCAGUCUUUGAAACCGAUUCUGAUCCAGUCUGAUGUGAGUCCAGAUGUUCUCUCAAGUCAACUCAUGAGCCAAGCAAAGUCUGCACAGAAGUAAACAGAGACCAGUACCUUUUUUUAAAUUGGCUUCGCUGACCAGUAUAGCACCAGUCUAUAUGGGUCCAAAUAAGGAGACACAUGAAGAGAACCAACAUUUUGUUUCUGUGUAAUACAUUUUCUUUUUGAUAAUUUUUUUUUCUUUUGUGUUUUUUGUUCUCUUUAUUUAUAGAAACAGCCGGCUUGUCUGCCAUGGUUCUAAGGAAAAGUUGUUUGCUAGGCAGGGCAGUGCAGUAAAACCUGAGGACAGGCAGUGGCCCCGGCUCACAUAAUUGCAGAUAAUUUACUGUUGUGCAUUGCAUUUAGUAAAGUUGGUUCCACUGUGUAUCUAAUGUUUCAACAGAAAAAUGGUCUGAAAGCAGAAGAUUCUCCUGUCUAUUGCUCUUCUUUUCUUGGCACCAUCUCAAAAAAAAAAAAAAAAGACAAACUGAUGAUGAUGGGAGUGUGUUUCUGUGAUUAUACAGCAAAUGCCCAAAUCUCCAUGCUUCAGUUAAUCUUGUGUGACAUUGUAUGUUUUCAUAGUAAAUGCAAAUAAAUUACCCUGCUUGGCAGGGCAUUUAAUAAAA